AUGAACCGAACUGUCUUCGAUCAACGAUCAACCCAUACAGCCCGCAAUGCCAGUGUGGCCACCGAUACUUCCGCGACUACGCAGGCCACCCGUCAGCGCGGACGGCGCGGCCCAGCACUUCCGCUGGACCAGCAAUACAAUGAUCCCUUGCGCGUACAUGUUUGGUAUAGUAAGCGCCGUAUCUGGAGCCGCUCCGAUCUCGAGCGUGAACGUCGCGAAUUUUUCGAAACCAGAGUGACCGGGCGACCCGAAAUAUGGGCCGCCCUAGAAACAGCCCUCACGAUCAUGCGUGGCGGCGACCUAGCCACGGCGCAAAGUAUCAUUGAUGCUGCAGGGGUGACAAUUCCCACUGGGGAUCUGUGCGAGGGCUGUUACGACGAACAGGGCGUCUUGUACCGCCUUCCACAAUGCAUUGUCAGCGAUCCUGAGAACAUGGCGCAGACGACUUCGUCCGGCGCAGACGAUGCCAUACGAGCCAUCGAGACGACACAAGAUGAUGGCGAUUUGGAUGUCUUACCUGAUGGGAAACCAGUGACGGAGGACGCUUCCGGUGACGAACUGAUGGCCGACGACCUGGAACGACGAAGGGAUGAAAAGGGCAAAACGAGCGAACGGGAUCUUGUCCGUGUUCAAGCGCGACUGAGUGAUCGUGGUGGACCCGACCUGACUCUGACAAUUGGCAAGAGCCAGAGUGUGGGCUUCCUGAUUCGGAAGAUUCAGCAGGAUGCAGGCGUCCCCGAUGACAAUCGUGUGCGUAUCGUUCACUUAGGUCAAAUACUUUCGGAGCACAAAUCAUUGAUGGCGCAAGGCUGGCAGCAAGGCCACGUAAUCAACGCGUUUAUUGUCCCUCGCGGUCCUGACUCUUCCUAG
Messenger RNA from Penicillium diatomitis, 870 nucleotides. Its product is annotated as ubiquitin domain-containing protein. The transcript has 3 exons. NCBI's taxonomy places the organism in Eukaryota, Fungi, Ascomycota, Eurotiomycetes, Eurotiales, Aspergillaceae. The record is from RefSeq and is a predicted model, not a curated record. Gene Ontology annotation, molecular function: protein binding. Bases 1 to 870 code for a protein of 289 amino acids.